Messenger RNA from Cordyceps militaris CM01, 837 nucleotides. RefSeq lists its product as uncharacterized. The coding region runs from base 1 to 837 and encodes 278 amino acids. The transcript has 3 exons. NCBI's taxonomy places the organism in Eukaryota, Fungi, Ascomycota, Sordariomycetes, Hypocreales, Cordycipitaceae. The record is from RefSeq and is a predicted model, not a curated record.
AUGUCUUUUCAUUUCAUUGACCAAAGACUUCUUCGAUUUUUCCUUACCGACGAGCUCAGGCCCAAAGUCGUGAACGACAUGCUCACCCAUCGUUCUCAUCCCCAAGAAGCGUACUUCUGUGUACGGUCAGAGAGACCUAAAAUGGACCAAGAUGGCAACCAAGACUCGCCGCUGUCGAUUGCCGCCAACAUGGCCGGUCUUCUGACGUUUGUCUUUGCCGUGGCGGCGACGGUGUACGCGCGCAUCCGGUACCUGCAGAGCAGCAGCACCGAGUACCUAGGCGUCAAGACGAGCUUAUCCUGGUACAAGACGGAGUCGACGUGGCUAUCACACCUCAUCCGCACACAGGAGACGCAACCGACGCAGCGCGCGAACGCCGACGAGGAUGCAGACGCAAGCAGCGCCGACGAAAAGAGCAGCGCCGACGACAAGAGUAGCAGCGCAGAGUGGCCGCGACACCGCCGCCGCGCAGGACUCGAUGAUGCGGUACCGACGGCGCAGCGCGUUGAUCAGCAGAUGUUUGCAUUCGUCAUGGAGGACUUGCUGAACUUGGAGCAGCGGCUGCUCGACAUGGUCAGUGACGUGGAGUCACGCGCGGAUCCAAACGGCGGGAUGGGCGUCUCGUGGUCACUGGUGCCGUGGACGUGGCACGGCAGCCGGCCGUCGAUCGCGGUGGCCUGGCUGGGCGUGCGGACAAAGGCGCUCGAGCUUGUGCGGCAGCGAGAAGCGCUGACGGCGCGCGUGCAGUUUCUGCAGCUCGGUAUGAUUGCGUCGCGUCUGCAUGCGCUCGAAGGUCGGGUGGCCGCAGAUCGACAACGGGACAGCCGGGUGUUGUAG